Molecule: messenger RNA, 1107 nt
Organism: Nicotiana tabacum (common tobacco)
Lineage: Eukaryota; Viridiplantae; Streptophyta; Magnoliopsida; Solanales; Solanaceae
Source: RefSeq, a predicted model, not a curated record
AUGGCGGUGAAGGGAGACGAUUUAGCUCCCCACGAGAUUGAGUCUGUUUUUCUGAGGAAAUUUAGGGAGACUCUUACGAAGGGGGCCUUGACGUGGUAUUUGCUUUUUCCCGAGCAUUCCAUAGACACUUUUGAAAUGCUCGUGGAUUCUUUCAUCAAGGCCCAUGCCGGGGCCAGAAAAGUACAGGCCCGAAAGGCCGAUAUAUUCAGGAUUGUGCAAGGAGAGUCCGAGUUGCUGCGGGAGUUUAAGUUGAAAGAAAGUUUUCUCGAGUUCCAGGAAACAACUUGGGCGGAUGUUUACAAUCGGUACGAGUCAAAAAUAAGGAUUGAAGAUGAUUAUCUCGAUUUUCCGUCGUCGGUUAAGGGUCGGGAAUGGGAGAAUAAUAAAGAGAAAUCGAAAUACAAUUUCAAUACAGAUGGAUGGUCUUCGAGGAGACGGUUUUUGCCCUAUGAACGGGCCGAAGGACAUGGUAGAGGUUUCCGGUCAACGGAUAGAUUUGCUAUCGAUAGGAGAAUCAAUCGUGGCCGAAACCACAGGUCGUUGCAGAAAAACAAAACGUCAGAUUCUUCCUACCCCAGACUUUCUGAAUACAACUUCAACGUCAGCGUAGUGGAUCUGGUAUCGUCCAUGAGAAACAUCAAAGGAGCAUGGUUCCUGAAGACAAUGAGAUCUGAUCCCGGCCAGAGGGAUCCUAAUUUGUGGUGCGAAUACCAUGAGACAAACAUUCACCUGACCGGGGGCUGUGGCCAUUUGUGCGAAGAGGUGUCGACAUUGCUGAAAAAUGGUCAUCUCAGUGAAUAUAUAAGCGACCGGGCUAAAAACAACUACGGUCGCAAGCGUGAUAAUGCAGAGCCUUCAAAAGCAGGAGAAAAUCCCCUUCGCCUGAUGAUCAACGUGAUUUUUGGGGGGAACGAGAUUAACGGGGUUACAUUUUCGGUGGCAAAAAACACGAAGGUAUUAGUGACCCACAACAAAAGACUCCGGGAAGUCAUUGCAGAUGACAUUACUUUUACAGAGGAAGACGCGGAUGGACUGCUACUACCACAUAACGAUGCCCUGGUAAUCUCUCUAAAUGUCUUAGAUUUUGAAUUAGAUGUGUUCUGGUAG